GCAGAUGAGGGGUGGCACAUACCACACAUCAACAAACAGUUGCCCGUGGCAACCAGGCCUAUCGUCCUUCGCUUAUGCGCCGUGGCCUCGUCAACGCGACCUGACGCGAUGCGCCGGCCGCCUGGUGAUGGAAAGGCUGGAAAGGCUUUUUCAAAUUCAAAUUGCCUUCGCCGACAAGUGCCAUGCGAUGGAAGGGGUGUCCGCUGUAUAGUCAAUAUGUAUGACCAAAUGGCGUUAUGGUUCAUUGGAAAUUUCGAUGGGUCGUGCUAUGACAGCAAAGGCAUCACACAGGUACUUGGUAUAUACACACACAUACAGUCGCUAUAUAUAUCGCGCGCACGAGCGGCCGGCCUAAAAGCUGUACCGCAUGCCACCGUUGGCACAGAUGACAGACCCGGUCGUCCAUCCAGCUUCUGGCAAACACAGCAUGCCCGUCACGCCCGCAAUCUCCUCGCUAUACGCCGGUCGGCCGCCGGCCUUGAGCGAUGUCUCGUAAACAUCGUCGGGAUCAAUGCCCUUGCGCGGUGCUGCCAACGGCGUGUUCUCAAUGUGUGGCUUGUUUUGGGCAACAAAUUCAGCAUCCGUCGACGUGUACAUGUCCGUGAGAACUGGCCCUGGGUUGAUGGAGUUGACGGUAGCUCGUUCAGCCAGCUCACGAGCCCAGGUCCG
Molecule: messenger RNA, 669 nt
Organism: Periconia digitata
Lineage: Eukaryota; Fungi; Ascomycota; Dothideomycetes; Pleosporales; Periconiaceae
Source: the annotation of a GenBank genome assembly